Molecule: messenger RNA, 3175 nt
Organism: Maniola jurtina (meadow brown)
Lineage: Eukaryota; Metazoa; Arthropoda; Insecta; Lepidoptera; Nymphalidae
Gene: Crt
Product: calreticulin
Exons: 7
Coding region: 70-1275 (401 amino acids)
Biological process (GO): protein folding
Cellular component (GO): endoplasmic reticulum membrane; endoplasmic reticulum
Molecular function (GO): calcium ion binding
Source: RefSeq, a predicted model, not a curated record
UGAUUUGCCAAAUUUUGUAGUUAUUCGUGGCUAGUCUUUUGUAAGUGAAGGUGUGGUGUAAUUGCAAUAAUGAAAUCGCUAGCUUUAAUUCUAGUCAGCUUGCUGGCUCUAUAUUCAGUAAAUUGUGAUGUAUAUUUUGAAGAAAAAUUCCCUGACGAUUCAUGGGAAUCCAAAUGGAUCUAUAGUGAGCACCCCGGAAAAGAGUUCGGCAAGUUCAAAUUGAGUGCUGGUAAAUUCUACAAUGACCCAGAGGAAGAUAAAGGUCUUCAAACCUCAGAGGAUGCGAGGUUCUACGCCCUCUCACGUAAAUUCAAGCCCUUCUCGAACGAAGGCAAAGACCUAGUAAUCCAGUUCACAGUUAAGCAUGAACAAGAUAUUGACUGCGGAGGUGGCUACAUAAAGGUGUUUGACUGCAAACUGGAUCAAAAAGACAUGCACGGAGAGAGUCCAUAUGAGAUCAUGUUUGGUCCGGAUAUCUGCGGUCCUGGUACUAAAAAGGUGCACGUAAUCUUCAGCUACAAGGGCAAGAACCACCUCAUCAAGAAGGAGAUCCGCUGUAAGGACGAUGUAUACACACAUUUAUACACCCUGGUGGUGAAGCCUGACAACAAGUAUGAAGUGCUCAUUGAUAACGAGAAGGUUGAGGAUGGAAACCUUGAAGAUGACUGGGACUUCCUGCCACCCAAGAAGAUCAAGGACCCAGAAGCCAAGAAGCCAGAGGACUGGGACGAUCGCCCCACCAUUCCCGACCCUGACGACACCAAACCCGAGGACUGGGACAAACCUGAACACAUCCCCGACCCUGAUGCUGCCAAACCUGAAGAUUGGGAUGAUGAGAUGGACGGCGAGUGGGAACCACCCAUGAUUGACAACCCUGAAUUCAAGGGUGUCUGGCAUCCUAAGCAGAUCGACAACCCAGCAUACAAAGGCGCGUGGGUCCACCCAGAAAUUGACAACCCAGAAUAUACAGAGGACAAGAAUCUCUACCUACGCAAGGAAAUCUGCGCAGUCGGCCUUGAUCUGUGGCAGGUCAAAUCUGGAACCAUCUUCGACAAUUUCCUAUUCACUGAUGAUUUAGAAGUGGCGAAAGCGCGCGGAGAAGAAUUAAAGAAGACACUAGAAGGAGAGAAGAAGAUGAAGGCGGAACAGGAUGAGGCGGAGAGAGAAAAGGAGAAGGCGGAGAAACCGGAGGAUGAUGAAGAUGAUGAGGAUCUGGAUGAUGAGGCGAUUCCUGAGGGAGAGGCUGGCCCUGUGGAGGAGCACGACGAGCUGUAAAGUGUGAAGUGUGUGCAAUAACAGACAAUAUAAAGUACUAUACGGGUACUCACGCGCGAUCCGGCGGGGCGAUGCGCUGCCUCAGUGAUCAACACGGUCCACGACAGUUGGGAACUUUUAACAAAAACGUUGACGCUUCGACGUCACUGGCAGGCGUCAAAUGUUAGUACGGUCGGCCUCAGAAUUCGAGUAGCAAUACCGCGAAAUUAUUGCAUCAAAAACCCUUUUCUAUAAAUACGCCACAAACACAAUGUGUUAACCUUAGUGGUUUUUCGCUGUAUCAAAAGCAGACUUCUGAACAUUCCCUAUUUUGGUACUUAAUUAAAAAAAACUGCCACGGGAAUAAUAUGAUCAAAGGUGCUAAACGACUUAAGGCCUUUGACUGUACAUUUGACGUAGGUAGCCCUAUAUUUUUCUAUGAUUUUACGUCACUAUACCCAAUAUUUGACAUAUCGUCGAUUCAGGAUCAAACCGAGAGUUCCCUCACUGCAGUUCACUCUGCCAACUCUAAAACGAUAGCCAUCAAACUCAUUUGAUAUUAGUUGGUUCUAUACUGCUUCACUGAGUGAUAGUAAAGUAUUUUUUUCGUACAAAACCUUCAAUGGAUUGGAAAAUAAAUGUCGAAUGAGCUUCGGUGGUUAUUACUCAGUGACUAUCGCCAACCAUUCUCGUGGCUUUUCAAUUCAAUAAAAUAAAAUUGAAUUUAAUGAUCACUGAGCAAGCGAAUCACCCGCUGGGCCCUGAUUCUGUAUUUUUGACAUUAAGCAACUAUCGCAAUCUGUCAACUCCAUUGAUAAUUUGACAGGUGACGAUUGUUGGUCGUCGCUGUCAAAUCACACGAUUUGACGACCAAUUAAUAAGAAAAAUUUCAGAAUCAGGGGACAGGGUCUAGCACGGAAGUUAUGAUUGUUACAACGUGACAAUCGUUAUUGUAAUAACUAAUCCAAUAGCAGAGAGUGUCGACCACAAACGAUUGUGAUUGUCUCAUUGUAACUAUCAACCUUCAGUGCUAGUCUAGCAGGUUAGCGCUCAAUCGAUCUGAUACGGCAUGUUUAGUUCUCUAGUGUGUCGUUACAGGUCUUAGCACGUGUGAUUCGAAAUAUUCCACUCUCCCCAUAUAUACAUGGUACUGUGCUACGAUCAAUGAUUUGAAUAAUUUAUGUUAUGGUUACUGGCCGUUCUCAGUUAAAACUUAUUUUAACUAGUUCUUACUUGCUGGAGGCUUUUGUUACUUAUUAGUUAUUAGUUUCGACCAUGAUAGGCAUUGUGUAAAAUAAAUGUUUUACACUAGUUUUAAGCAUUAUUUAAAACAUGUUUUUGAUUUUGUUUUAAACGGUGUUUUGUUUUUAAAACAUGUUUCUGAUUUUGUUUUAAACAGGGUGUUUUGUUCUUCAAUAAAAUCAUUUGUUUCCAACAAGCUAAAAUUCUUUUUGCCGGCCCUAAUUUUACAUAUUUUAUCAUGAAAACUGGCUGGCUGAAUUUUUUUUAUAGGCUGCGCCAGUCCAUCGAAAAAUUUCUUUUUUACAGGCACUGUACUAUUUAUAUAGGGGGAUUCUUAUACAAUCCGGGCGCGUUUUGCCGUGCGUCUACGGUGUACUGAUUUUGUAUAUAAAUAAGGAUGCGAUCAGUUUAUUUGUUAUUUAUAUUAUAUGCGGCACUGUGUGUCGAUGAAUGGUGUGUUUGCCUCACAAUAUUGGCCAAUUUGGUCUUAUUCAGCCAAUAAACUUGCAAUAAAAAAUUGACUUAUUUUAACCUGCAACAUUAGCCAAUUUUUGGUUAAUUUGGCGUUUCUUUUGCCUGAUUUGGCUGUUGGUUUAAAUAUUGGCCGUGUUGUGAGGUAAAUAGUGUGUUAUCAGUUUACAUUGUGAAAUGAGUCUGAUUAAAUUAAUAUAAAUUGAAA